Messenger RNA from Orbicella faveolata, 1404 nucleotides. Its product is annotated as sterile alpha motif domain-containing protein 9-like. NCBI's taxonomy places the organism in Eukaryota, Metazoa, Cnidaria, Anthozoa, Scleractinia, Merulinidae. The record is from RefSeq and is a predicted model, not a curated record.
CAUGAGCUGAUAUUACUCGAGAAGGAGCAAAGCGUUGGUGAAACAUGUGACGCUAGGAAAGAAGUUUCGACAAAUAAACCCAGCCUGUCCAUGCUAACCGAACAAAUGGAUGACUCAAAGGCGCCACUGCCCGCUGAGGAUCCGUCAACCAAGAGCGUAGCCAACACACCGUCCAAACCCGUUUUAUCUAAGGAAGAAGAAAAGCACUCCGAGGAACGCUCAGAGCUGUCAUCAAAGGUGGAAAUAGAUUUCUACAGAGGAUAUCCUGUAACGUGGAUGAAUUUCUGGUUCACGGAUGCCCAAAAGAACCAUGUUCUUCGACGCGACAAUUACGCUGACUUGAAGAACUUAAUAGAAAAACCAUAUAGUGGAGGGACUGAGGGAAAGGUACAAACAAUUACUAUCUAUCACCAUAUAGGGGCAGGGGUUAGUACUAUGACUCGACAAGCCCUGUGGGAUUUUCGUUGCAAUCCUCAGUUUCCCUACCGUUGUGCUGUAGUUACCAAGAUCGAUGGUAGUACUUCGAAAGAACUUUUGCAGCUCAGAAAAAUUGGUUAUGGAGAAGAGAGUGAAGCUCAGUCUCCACCUGUGUUAGCGUUGGUUGAGGACACAGAUGACUUUUUGUUCCGAGAAUUCAGGUCACAAGUUGUGGAGCACGCCAACAAACUUCCCAGAACUCAUUUGCCAGUGUGCGUGUUUCUUUAUUGCAAACCCACCCAAAAGCCAUUGGACUGUCAUCUGAAAGAACCGGAAGCAAGCGUUUUCCUUGAGCAGCAUCUUAGUCAGAAGGAAGUAGAUUGGUUCAAAGACAAGUGUAAAGACAUGAAACGGGAAUCCCGCAGCAAAGACCCGGAGCAUGAUUUUGAAAAUUAUGCCAAUGAAAAUUUAAUAUCUUUUAUGGUAAUGAAGGAGAAUUAUAAUCCGAAGUACACCUAUAGUGUUGUUCAGAGAAAUUUAGAUCUUGUGAUUGGGGAUGAACUAACAUUGCUGAAGUAUCUAUCCCUUCUGAACCUCUACAACCCAAACCCAGUGUUUUCCUCUUGCUUCGAUACUUUAAUGUUAUCGGAUAGCCUUCGAAAAAGAAUCUGCCGGGAUUGGGUGGAAGAUCUUACCCACUCAGCUCGAAUUUUCUUACGAGAAGUGGACUGCAGUACACAUUCUGGGUCAGGGAAGGCCAUCGCCAUUGUUCAUCCAAUUAUUGCUUGCGAGUUACUGGACCAGAUAGCGGUGAAAAACGCUUCAAGUGUGAGUAAAAUUACCUUGGACUUUUUGGAGUCGUCGUUGUUAGAAAGUCAACCGACACGGUUUACCUCCAAAAGUCUAUUUGAUGGUGCAAAUAGAAUGCUUAAGAAUCGAAAGAAGUUCGAAAACGGCGAUGACGAGCAAACAAAGUUCUCACCGUUA